AGUUAAAAUUUUGUAAUUCCUUCCUGCCCAAUGCUUUACAAACAAAAAAUGUCUCGUCUUUAUUAGGAAUCUGGAGCUGCGGAUAGUUAUAAUCAGCAAUGAGCGAAGUUUCCGAGCCGGUCUCCGUCGAGGGCGAGGCCGAUGGCAAAGACCUCGGAAAGGAUAAUGGCUCGAUCGGUGUGAAAAAGGAGUUCGACGUGAUCAUUAAGCUGGAACCGAGCGAGUGCAUGGUGUGCCUGAGCAAGAACACGGAGCAGUUCGAUAUAGCGGUGGGUAGCACGGCGGCCGGCACGCCGCUGCACGAGUUCCUGCACCGGCACACGCAGGCCAGUCUGACGGACUCCCCGCAGCAUUCCCGCCACAUCUGCCGCGCCUGUCUCGACCUCGUCAAUGUGCUGGAGCGCGCCGAGAUCGAGUAUAUCAAAGUGAAGGAGGCCUUCGAGGCCAUCAUAAGUAAAAAUCCGUUGUUCGAACCGCGGCCGCCGUCGAACGUCGUCCAUCUCAAAAUAAAAAACGAAGGCGCCGAUCGACGAUCCCAGGGUAAAGUCGAUGAAAACGAUUCCGAGGAUGAACCGUUGGCCCUCACUAAAAGAAAAAGGAGGACCAAGGUUGAAAAUAAGAGAAAGAAAGCUGUCGCAACAUCUAAGCGCAAAAUGAAAAAGGGGGAAUCCGAUGAAAGCUGGGAGUGUUCGGAGUGCAAUGCCAGUGGGAAUUCAGGCGGGCAGGUGUCCCUGGCGGCCCACAUACUGGUGACACACACUGUGUCAGCACAGCCCCCACAGCCCGCCCUGGGCUCUGUGAAGAAAGAAGAAUCUCCUGACAGGUCCCAGAGUUCAAUGGACGACGGGAGCGAUAUCUUCAAACUGGGGGGCUUCGACGACGACGACGACAGCUCCAGCCUGCUGAUUGAAAUGAUGGACAAGAAAGACAAAAAAAUCCCUCCAGCCCAUAAAAGAAAAAAGCAAAGCAAGCAGACCGACCCCACAGCGAAACAAAAGAGAGAGAAAGUGCUCCACUACUGUGAUAAAUGUGACGCCAAAUACACGUCACUGGUGCGGCUGGAGCAGCACAAGCAGAAGCACGACGGGUCGCGGCCGCCGUACAUCUGCGAGGUGUGCGGCGCGCACUACAAGCACAAGCGCGCCUGCGACGUGCACGUCGCCAUGCACAAGGGCAUCAGCGACUGGAAGUGCGUCGAGUGCAACAAGCUGUUCCCCAGCAAGGGCGCGCUGCAGCGCCACAACAACAUCCACACCGGCAAGCUCAACUACCAGUGCGACCUGUGCGGGAAGUCCUUCAUACACACGUCGUCUUUCAAGAUGCACAAGCUGUCGCACUCGGGCGUGAAGCCGCACUCGUGCGACGUGUGCGGGCUGGCGCUCAUGACGCGCUCGCACCUCAAGCGGCACAAGCGCGUGCACUCGGGCGAGAAGCGGCACGAGUGCGGCGCGUGCGGCAAGCGCUUCAGCGAGCGCUACAACCUGCUGGCGCACGCGCGCUCGCACGAGGGCGUGCCGGCCGCCGCCGCCGCCGCGCCGCAGGGCCCGCGCAGCCGCCUGUUCCGCUGCGCCUUCUGCGUGGAGCGCUUCGAGCGCCGCUACAUGCUGGAGCGGCACUGCGCCGUCGCGCACGGCCGCAGCAUGGAGCGCCCGCCGCCCACGCCGCGCAACACCAUGAGCAAGCUACUCAAGGCGCAGGCGCAGCGCCGCGACGGUGCACACCAGACCGACGACGCACGGGGCAGCCGCAGCCCCGACGCCAAGCUCUCGCCGGCCACCUCGCCGCAGAAAUCCGCCUUACAAGCAGGUGCGGGCGCGGGAGGUGGUGCGGGAAGUGGCGCGGGUUUGGCGAGCGCGGCGCUGGCGGCGAGCGCGUGGGCGGGCGCGUACGCCGCGGAGUUCGGACUGCGGCCACAGGACUACACGCACUGAGCCCUCACCUGCCACCGCUAGCCUACUGCGGCGGAGCCUUAUCAGUUAUCACUUACAUUUAUUUUGUCACUCGCAUCAUGACAGUGUACCGUCG
Aricia agestis (brown argus) is the source of this 2025-nucleotide messenger RNA. RefSeq names its product zinc finger protein 484-like. The record is from RefSeq and is a predicted model, not a curated record. NCBI's taxonomy places the organism in Eukaryota, Metazoa, Arthropoda, Insecta, Lepidoptera, Lycaenidae. Bases 99 to 1931 code for a protein of 610 amino acids. Gene Ontology annotation, cellular component: nucleus. The transcript has 5 exons.